Musa acuminata subsp. malaccensis (wild Malaysian banana) is the source of this 1277-nucleotide messenger RNA. Its product is annotated as E3 ubiquitin-protein ligase AIRP2. Gene Ontology annotation, molecular function: ubiquitin protein ligase activity. The record is from RefSeq and is a predicted model, not a curated record. NCBI's taxonomy places the organism in Eukaryota, Viridiplantae, Streptophyta, Magnoliopsida, Zingiberales, Musaceae. Gene Ontology annotation, biological process: protein ubiquitination.
ACGCGAGAGGGAGAGGGAGAGGGAGAGAGAGAGGGAGGGUGAAGAGGAGGAAGAGCUCGCUAGGGUUUGGCGGGACGAGGAAUUGGAGUCUCGGCGGAGGCCAGGAGGCGGGAUAGGGUCAGGGUUUCGCAUCGCUGCUGGAUGAUUUCCGGCUCAGAUGUUCCUCGUUUCCAUGCGGAAAUCGUUCAAGGACUCCCUCAAAGUCCUCGAAGCUGACAUCCAGCACGCCAACUCACUGUGCAGAGCUUCAGAUUUUCCAAGGGAAUAUGAUGGUGCUUGUCUUCAGAUGCGAAUGUCAUAUAGCCCAGCUGCACACUUAUUUCUUUUUCUGGUGCAAUGGACAGACUGUAGCCUUGCAGGGGCUCUUGGUCUGCUGAGAGUUCUGAUAUAUAAGGUUUAUGUUGAUGGAAAAACCACAAUGUCUAUCCAAGAAAGGAAAGCAAGUAUCAAAGAGUUUUACGGGGUGAUUUUCCCUUCUUUGAUACAACUGCAAAAAGGGAUAACUGAUAUGGAAGAUAAAAAGCAAAAAUCCAUCUGUGUAGAAAGGUAUAGGAGAAGAGAAGAUGAUGACAAGCAGCAACUCUCAGAGAUAGAUGUUGAGAGAGAGGAAGAGUGUGGUAUCUGCAUGGAGACGAACAGCAAGGUUGUGUUGCCAAAUUGUGGCCAUGCUAUGUGCAUGAGGUGCUACUAUGAAUGGCAUUCGCGAUCACAAUCUUGCCCCUUCUGUCGCGAUAGCCUCAAGAGGGUAAAUCCAAAUGACCUAUGGAUACUAACUGACAGACGCGAUGUUGUUGACAUGGCAACGGUUGUGAAAGAGAAUCUGAGGCGCCUGUUCAUGUACAUAGAGAAGUUACCACUUGUUAUGCCAGAUUCUGUUUUGGAUGUCUAUGAUUCUCAUGUGAAAUGACCUGUCAGGGACACUUUUGCUUAUCCACCUGCACCUUGUCGAAUUCUUCAGCUGCAAAACCUGUUGGCUAAUUCGUCUCAUCAGAAGAUAGUAACAGAUUGCCUCCUUAAGGCUGCUCCAAAGUCUUGAGAGCAGCUCAUUUAACUCGAAGGAGAUUAAUCCCUAACGAUAUGUAUGUAAAUCAUCUGCAGCCUAUUGUAUAUGUUUAUGCGGUUGGUACAUAUAUCAUGCUCGUAUUUUGCUAAUCAGUAUAUCAACAAUGCUUUGCUCAUCGAUUGGUGUGUUUCCGUUCUCACUCAAAACCUGGAUGGUUGUUCAAUGAUCUCUUUCAAUAAUGGACAUAAAGUGCAGUCACAUUACUGAGAUUUUA